CUUUUUACCCGCACGUGUUUAUAGUGAGAAACUUUGCCUUUACGUCGCUUAAAAAUAUAUUUUUUUAUAAUUUUAAUAUAAAAUAAAACCAUGUCUGACAAAUAUGCAGUUCCUAACAAACUUCCUGGCAAAACUGUUGCAGUCCUUGCCCAUCGAAGGCGUCGAAUUCUACAAGACAAAUCAGUGGUCGAACAGAAACGCAAAGAGCAUCAAAAGCGUUUAGCCAAAAAAAAGGAACACCACAAAUUCAGACGUGCCGAGUCGUUUGUUAUGAAUCACAUAAAAGCCGAAAGAACUUCCAACCGCAUCAAGCAAACUUUGUUGCAUAGCAAAGUGACUAGGGAAGAAGACACAAACGAAAAGCUUUUGCUUGUAUUUAGACAUGCUGGCAAGAAAGUCUUUGACGAAACAACAAGUAAAAUAUUCAAAGCUUGGAACAUACCAAAACGUCAUCAGGCCGUAUUCCUAAAGAAUAACAAAGAAAACCAAAUUCUUCUGAGACUGGCUGAACCUUUUGUCUGUUAUGGUUAUCCCACAAUAGCAACGGUUCGCGAAUUGUUAUUCAAAAAAGGUUUCGCCAUGAUUGACCGCAAGAAGACACCAAUUCAAUCGAAUACAAUGAUUGAAGAGCAUCUUGGCGAGAAGGGAAUCAUUUGUUUGGAGGAUAUCAUUCAUGAGAUAUUCACAGUUGGACCGAAUUUCGAAAGAGUUACCUCAUUUAUUAGUCCAUUUGCGCUUGGAAAUCCUAAAGACGGUUGGCAGAAAAAGGUUAGUGUUAGUUUCAAGAGAGGCGGAGAAUAUGGUAACCGAAAAGCAGCCAUCAAUGAACUCGUCAGUAGGUGCCUAUAAGUUAUGUUUAGGAUUUUUUUAAACGACGUAGAUUUUAAGUUAAAUA
Episyrphus balteatus (marmalade hoverfly) is the source of this 895-nucleotide messenger RNA. RefSeq lists its product as uncharacterized. Gene Ontology annotation, cellular component: cytosolic large ribosomal subunit. Gene Ontology annotation, biological process: maturation of LSU-rRNA from tricistronic rRNA transcript (SSU-rRNA, 5.8S rRNA, LSU-rRNA). The transcript is spliced from 4 exons. The coding region runs from base 91 to 849 and encodes 252 amino acids. Gene Ontology annotation, molecular function: structural constituent of ribosome; RNA binding. Lineage: Eukaryota; Metazoa; Arthropoda; Insecta; Diptera; Syrphidae. The record is from RefSeq and is a predicted model, not a curated record.